AUGAGUGAAGAUCUAAUGCGAGAAGAACAAUCCAUUCAGGUUGCAUUUUACAAGUUGGAUGAUAAAGGUAAGCAUGAAUAUUCGGUUCGCUUAAAUGCUUCAAUCGAUGUGGUACGACUUCUCUUGAAUCAAGGUUUGGCACUUCGCGGUCAUGAUGAGAGUGAAUCGUCAUUGAACAAAGGUAAUUUUCUUGAAGUUCUUUCAUGGUACGCGGAUAAAUGUGAUCAAAUUCAACCUUAUGUGUUAGGAAAAGCUCCAAAAAAUAAUAAAAUGACUUCUCAUGAUAUCCAGAAAGAUAUUGUGAGUGCUUGUAAGAUUGAAACAAUUAAGGCUAUAACAGAGGACUUAAAUGGUGACUACUUUUCUCUAUUGGUUGAUGAAUCUAGAGAUGUGUCACACAAAGAGCAAAUGGCUAUUUGUUUACGAUAUGUUGAUAAAAGGGGAUUUGUGAUGGAGGCAUUUAUUGGACUUGUUCAUGUUAAAGAAACUAGUGCGUUAUCUCUAAAGAAAGCAAUUGUGGAUGUACUCGCUCACCAUUAUUUAACUUUAUCUUAUGUACGGGGGCAAUGUUAUGAUGGGUCAAGCAAUAAGCAAGGUGAGCUUGGUGGUCUUAAAACAUUGAUCAAACAAGAAAGUAGAUCGGCUCAUUCCGUUCAUUGUUUUGCUCAUCAACUUCAACUAACUCUUGUUGCGGUUUCUAAAAAGUGUGUUCAAGUGGGAGAACUUAUACUCUUGGUUUCAAAUGUUUGA
Lycium barbarum (goji berry) is the source of this 750-nucleotide messenger RNA. RefSeq lists its product as uncharacterized. The record is from RefSeq and is a predicted model, not a curated record. NCBI's taxonomy places the organism in Eukaryota, Viridiplantae, Streptophyta, Magnoliopsida, Solanales, Solanaceae. The transcript has a single exon. The coding region runs from base 1 to 750 and encodes 249 amino acids.